UGGGCAAAGUGAAGUUCUACACAUUAUAAUGCUAUAGAAAGAAGUCUAGAGAGAAGUAACAAGUCAUUUUAUUUCAAACUUCAGACAGGAAACUUGAUAUGCAGAACAACUUACAUUUUGGCUUGUAAAUGUUGAUCAUGGGGUGAUCCAGAAAUAAACUCCAGACUUCAAAGCAGGAGAAAGUUCAAAGCUGCUCUGCAUUUUAUCAACACAGAGAGACAGGAGAGCAAUGCAUCCAAAAGGGAAUAUUCUGAUUUAAUAGUCCAUGAAAAGAUAAUUCUGGAGUAAACUGUUUUCUACAAAAAUUACAAGGGUUAUUUUUAACCAUCCCUUCUGACUUUCAAGAAAGUGGAAAAUGACAACGCAAGUCACCGUAGCAAGAACGGGUACAAUUGGACAUGAGGAAUACAGCCUGUACAGCAGCAUGAGUGAGGAUGAACUUAUUCAAAUGGCCAUUGAGCAGAGUUUGACGGAAGAUCCUGCUGAGCAAAUAGCUGCACAGAAGACAGUUACUGCAGCACCACCUCCCAGUGAACCUUACUGUCAAAAUUUCUACCUUUAUCCUUGGGAAAGGCGUGCUGCACAGUCCGGAGGCCAGACUUCAGCAUCCGGUUCAGGAGUCAGGCGGAGGUACGAUGGCAGCUUCUUCAUCUUACCCCAAGCUGAAGUACUGGAUCCUGUAGUAUUGGUGAUCAAGGAAGGAGAUGAAGAGGCACUGCACAACAUGAUACAGGCAGGAAAAGACCUUGCACAGCCUAACAAAGAUGGAUGGUUGCCACUCCAUGAAGCUGCUUAUUAUGGACAAGAGGGCUGCUUGAAACUGCUGCAUGGAUCUUUCCCUGGGACAAUUGAUCAACGUACACUUCAGGAAGAAACAGCACUCUACAUUGCAACAAACAGAGGGAAUAUUGAUUGUAUGCAUUCGUUGCUCCAGGCUGGAGCAGAACCUGAUAUUGCAAACAAAGCCAGGGAGACCCCACUUUAUAAGGCCUGUGAACGCAAAAAUUCUGAAGCUGUGCAGGUGUUAUUGCAGUACAAAGCUGAUGUGAAUCAUCGCUGCAAUCGUGGAUGGACAGCUCUUCAUGAAGCUGUUGCUCGAAACGAUUUAGAAAUCAUAGAACUUUUAGUUCAAGGAGGUGCCAAGAUUGAAUCUGCAAACUGCUAUGGAAUUACCUCUUUAUUUGUAGCAGCUGAAAGUGGCCACGUAGAAGCCUUGAGAUACCUGGUGAAAUAUGGUGCUGAUAUCAAUACCCAAGCUAGUGACAAAGCUUCUGCUCUCUAUGAAGCUUCUAAAAAUGGACAUGAGAAGAUAGUGGAAUUUAUUUUGUCUCAAGGCGCUGAUGCUAACAAAACCAAUAAGGAUGGGCUCUUACCAAUUCAUAUGGCCUCCAAAAAGGGUUAUUAUGAGAUUGUGAAAAUGCUACUCCCGGUAACAAGUCGUACUCGCAUCAAGCGUAGUGGCAUCAGCCCUCUGCAUUUGGCAGCUGAGCGCAACCAUGAUGAUGUCUUGGAAGACCUGAUUGAUGCUGGCUUUGAUGUAAAUGCCACCCUCUCCUUUGAACGUUCCCGACUUUAUGAAGAUAGGCGCACCAGUGUCCUCUAUUUUGCGGUCAUCAACAACAAUGUAUAUGCCACUGAGCUGCUGCUUGAGGCUGGGGCUGAUCCCAAUGUUGACCUUAUCAAUCCAUUGCUCAUCUCCAUCCGCCACGGCUGUUUGAAGACAAUGAAACUGCUUCUUGAUUAUGGAGCUAACAUUAAUGCCUAUGUUGCCUCUCACCCUACAACUUUCCCUGCUACCGUAAUGUUUUCAAUGAAGUAUCUUGUUCUGCUGAAAUUUUUGAUGGAUAUGGGCUGUGAUGCCAACUCCUGCUUUACGUGUUGCUAUGGGUGUGGCCCACAUCCUCCUAUUGAUAUUAGGAGGGACAGGUAUAAUGAUCCUGUGGUGAAUAACGAACGCAAAAUUGUACAGUUUUGUGAAAUGGUUUCAGCCCCAGAGAUGAGUCGUUGGGCAGGCCCAAUUAUUGAUGUUCUUUUGGAUUAUGUGGGAAAUGUGCAACUUUGUUCCCGGCUGAAGGAACACAUUGACAGUUAUGAAGAUUGGUCCAACAUUAAAAUCAAAGCAGAGCUACCAAGGCCACUUGUACACCUUUGUCGAAUCAAAAUUCGAAAUGUGAUUGGAAAGAACCGUCUUUCACUUAUUGAGACUUUACCUCUGCCAAGAAGACUGGUUCACUAUUUACAAUAUGAUAAUACCCAGUGAUCUCAGGUGAACUUAACAGUCAAACAUUACAUGGAGUGAUAAUCGUAUGAUAAAACAAGGUGACAUGAUGGAAACAGAUUGAUAUGAAGGAAGAGAAAAUUUGUUUUGGUAUGUAAGAAGAAAAAAAAUGAUUCCUGCAAGUUAAAUCUCAGAACAAACCAAUGCAACAGCAACAUUAGGGAAAGAGCUGAAAAGAUUAAAAUAAAGCACACAGAUCAAAUAGUGAAAUGGAUAUUAUGCUAUCUUGCAAGGAAAAGCACUCUUAAUAGCUCAACAUUUUAGUACAACUCUUUACUAAAUGCAGAGUGGGCAGAAUGUGAUCUACCAAUAAAUCUCCAGUGAUCUGCAUGUCACCAAGAGCUUCCAACUCUCACUGCUUUAGUAAUGGUAACAAAAACCUUUUCCUCCUUAAUUAAACUGCUAAAAUAAGCGUUUAAAAGCUUGGAAGAAAAUCGGAGGUUUUUUGAUGUGAAAGAACAUAUGCACAAACUCCAAUUCUACUACCAAAAAGAUAUUCCUGGUCUGGGCAUGUGUCCAGCAGUUCUAAAUCUGCUUUCUUAAUCUCUUAUUUUGUACUUGAUUCUGGUUGAUGGACCUCACAGUACUAGUGAAAAAUAAACAUGCAUAUUGUAAGCCUAAAUUAUUCAUAACCAGAUAUAAGGAAGAAGUAGCAAAAGUUAUAUCUCUCCAUGUACAUUCACAUAGGUAAAUGUAAUGAAUUAUGCAGAUGAUCACACUGUAAUCAUUAUCAUGGUGACAUCAACUAGUUAUUUUCUGGUUGUAGCAGUUAUAGAUAUUGCUGCCAACUGUAUAAUAUGCUGGAUUACAUGUUUGUUGACAUAACUGGUCAUAAUGUUAACAGACAUUAGUAGGUUUACUCAUUCAUAUGGAUAACAAAUGUAUUUUGUCAAUGGUCAUGUGGCAAAACCAUCUUGAUGCAAAUCAAAGAUGAAAGGUCCAGUAAUGGUUAAAUAUCAGCAUAACAUUUCAGUUUUUUGGUUGUGUUUUACUUUACUUCAGUUUGCUGCAUUUAUCCAAUGUUUGGCUGUUCUGUUCUAUACCACAUAGUUCCAUGUUUUUGCAUCUAAUUUAACAUGUAUUUCCCUUUUAUUCUUAUUUAUAAAAGCCUUUAACA
Candoia aspera is the source of this 3395-nucleotide messenger RNA. It is a transcript of the gene ASB2, whose product is annotated as ankyrin repeat and SOCS box containing 2. The record is from RefSeq and is a predicted model, not a curated record. Gene Ontology annotation, molecular function: protein binding. The transcript is spliced from 10 exons. Gene Ontology annotation, biological process: intracellular signal transduction. Lineage: Eukaryota; Metazoa; Chordata; Lepidosauria; Squamata; Candoiidae. Bases 356 to 2260 code for a protein of 634 amino acids.